Messenger RNA from Malurus melanocephalus (red-backed fairy wren), 5732 nucleotides. It is a transcript of the gene IRAK4, whose product is annotated as interleukin 1 receptor associated kinase 4. NCBI's taxonomy places the organism in Eukaryota, Metazoa, Chordata, Aves, Passeriformes, Maluridae. The transcript has 12 exons. The record is from RefSeq and is a predicted model, not a curated record. Gene Ontology annotation, molecular function: ATP binding; protein serine/threonine kinase activity; magnesium ion binding. The coding region runs from base 136 to 1530 and encodes 464 amino acids. Gene Ontology annotation, biological process: protein phosphorylation; signal transduction.
GGCGGGCCCGGGCGGGAGAGCGCUUCCGCUGUGUCCUCACCGCGCCGGUUGCGUCAGCGCCRCUGGGGACUGGGCCCCGCCCUCUUAAAGGGGAAGCUUUAAAGGUGGAAGGGAAGCGGUGCGCUGGAGCGGAGGAUGGGCCAGCCCGUGACGGAUUCCAUGCAUGUCCGCUGCCUGAGCUACGGGCUCAUGARGCGGCUGGCAGAGUUCAUCGACCCGCAGGAAGGGUGGAAGAAACUUGCGGUGGAUAUAACUAACCCGUCYGGUGAAAGCCGAUACAGCCAAAUGCAUAUAAGGAAAUUUGAGGCUUUUGUACAAAUGGGAAAGAGCCCCACGUGCGAAUUGCUUUAUGACUGGGGAACCACAAACUGCACAGUUGCUGAUCUUGUGGAUCUGCUGGUUAGGAAUCAGUUCCUAGCACCAGCACGCCUUUUGCUUCCAGAAGCUGUAAAGAUGCCACAAGAAGUUACAUUACCUCUUUCUUCGCAGGAAACCUUGCCUAUACAUGAGAAACAACUACCUGUACAGGGAAAAGAAGUGGCAUCUGUAAAGUCUGUUUCAGCUCAGAGUACUGAGAAGCAGCAUUCAGAUCCUUCUUACUUAAGAGAAGAAAACAGCAGCUCACAGUCCAGUAACAGAGAUUUCCAUAAUUUUUUGUAUCAUGACUUGGAAAGCAUUACAAAUAAUUUUGAUGCCCGACCAGAAUCUACUGGAGGUAAUAAACUGGGAGAAGGUGGCUUUGGCAUUGUGUUCAAAGGCUACAUCAAUGGCAGAAAUGUGGCUGUCAAGAAGCUCAUUGCUAUGGUUGAUGUUAGUGUUCAGGACUUGAAACAUCAGUUUGAGCAAGAAAUAAACAUAAUGGCAAAGUGUCAGCAUGAAAAUUUAGUAGAAUUACUUGGUUUCUCAAGUGAUGGUGCUCAGCCGUGUCUGGUGUAUGAAUACAUGCCCAACGGUUCAUUGCUUGACAGACUUGCGUGUUUGGAUGAYACUCCACCAAUUCCUUGGAAUAUGAGAUGUAAAAUUGUGCAAGGUACAGCAAAUGGCAUAAACUUUUUGCAUGAAAAUAAUCAUAUUCACAGAGAUAUUAAAAGUGCAAAUAUCUUAUUAACUGAUACAUAUGUGCCCAAAAUUUCUGACUUUGGCCUUGCAAGAGCAUCUGUAACAUUCACACAAACAGUCAUGACUGAAAGAAUUGUUGGAACAGCAGCCUAUAUGGCACCUGAAGCUCUGCGAGGAGAGAUAACACCUAAAUCUGAUAUCUUCAGUUUUGGAGUAGUCUUACUGGAAAUAAUAACAGGUCUUCCUCCAGUAGAUGAAAACCGGGAGCCACAGUUGCUGUUAAGUAUAAGAGAUGAAAUUGAGGAUGAGGAAGCAACUAUUGAGGAUUAUGUUGAUAAAAAGAUGAGUGACUGGGAUGUACCUUCAAUACAUAAAAUUUAUUCAAUUGCUGAUCGGUGUCUGACUGACAAAAAAAACAGAAGGCCAGACAUAAAGAUGGUCCAAAAGCACCUCCAAGAGAUAAAAACUUGAUAAUGUGUUUCUUCUGACAACAAAUGUUUCUGUAAUGGAAYAGACACCAGUACCAAAUAUGUAAUUAGUAUUUAGUGCAAUAUUAUCAUCUUUUCUGCUUUCCAGACUUUUCUGUACAAAGUGAGGUGAGCUGUUGGCCUGUCAGCAGCUCUUUCACAUAUCCUUAGCCACUGGGCUCUUAACACAAGAACACUCUUUCUGUAUUAACAAAUUGCAGUGCUGGUACAUCAUCUUAUCCCACAGCUUUUUAAAAGCAUUUCCAUAUUAGAAUUUAUUUUAGAUUCUUUUAAUUUACAAAUAUCAAGUCUGCCUGCUGCAAAGGCAUAUGACUGUAAUAGGGCAGAAUGUUUUUUCUUCAAAUUGAUCAGGUACUAGACCAUAGUCUAUUGAAGACAAAACCAUUUAAUUGCUAUAAAUAGUACUUAAGUUGUCUUUUUGGGAAAUGACAAUGGUGUUACUCAUUUAAAACAAGCUGCYACUUAGCAUUUUAGCUUGAGAGUUCCUAUUAGCAUGAAUGCCAGGUAGUGUUAGGGAAUGCGAUUAUUAUCAAAAAGCCUUAUGGGCAUUGGUUGUAGUCAAAUAAAUGCUGCAAGAUGAUUUUUAGGUGUUUUUUUUCCUUUCAAGGAUUCCUGAGCAAARUAAUUAUCUUGCUGUGCAGAUGCAUUUGCACUUCAAAUGCUUUUUACAGCAAACUCAAUGAUGACAAAUCAUUUAAUUUUUACUCAGAGGAAAACUCUUUGCUACUUUGACUAUUUUAAGAGAGGAUUGAGUAUUUUUAGUACUUUAGGAGAGGAUUCCAUAUGGAUUAUAAAUACAGAUGGUUACUUUUCUUAAAGGGGUCAGAAUAAUGAUGUUAAGACCAAUUCUGCAUUUUACUUAGUCAAAUAAUUAAGCUAUUUUAUAUAUAUAUGUAUGUAUGUAUAUUAACUAAAUACAGAACUGGACUUCUAAAAGUAUAACAUGGAAAGCUUUUUAAAAUAGAAACAUUAAAAGAUCAAAGCAGACUAAAAAUGGAAUGGAAGUGACUAGUAACAUUCCAGGUACCUUGCAGUAAGUAUGAACCAUUGUAAAUGAAGUUAUUUUCAUAUAAACUCAUUUUGCACCUCAUGAAUUUUCUUAAUAGCUUAGGGAUGGGAAAAUAGUCUGGCCUGCAGUUAAAUUUGAAGGUCUGUGAUUAUGUGUGACUUCAUUCAGGAAGAUAUUUCUUGUUGUGGAAAACAUGGGAUUUCUAAUUUACUGAUAUCAUUAAAUUUCUGGCUAUUAACUGAUUUUGUAUUGCCUUUUCAAACUGAUAGCUUAAUUUAGAAAAAAGGGUCUACCCAAUGGCUUCUAGCUUUAUUGAGUAUAAAUUGUAAAAACUUUAACAUACRUGAAAACUCUGCAUUGUUACUUCUUUCUGCUAUUAAAAUUUUGAGCCUUAGAAAUAAUUUUCUGUUAAUAACAUUAUGCUAAUCUCACUGCAUGGAAUAAAGCUGUGCAGCUCUGAAUUUGGGUUUGUGGAGAAAAAAGCUGCUAUAAAGGUAAAUCAGAAUAAAAUCUGCUAACAACAUUCUUCAGUUUUAAGCAUCUUCAACUGUUAUGUGAAGGUUUCUUAUUAGAUCACAUCUUGUUUUCCUAUUGCCUGGAGCUGAAAUACAUCCAUAAUGUUGUCCAGAAGUGUGUUUGCUGUAGUGACUCCCUGGUCAGUUCUGUUCACCCGUAGUGUGGUAGAACAUUUCUGUUCAUGCACCAACGGUGAUGCUUAAAUGUUCGGAGAAUCUCAGCUACAAGGAUGUGAGUUCCAUUUAGACCAUUAUUUGCUGUGCUGCUCUCGGCAGUGAGGUUUUGGCAGUAGUUUCCCCUUUUUCACUGAAAAUUAAGCCUGUUAGCUACUSUUUAAUACAAUUUAGGAAAAAGUUUUGAACUUCUUUAGUAUUAUUCCAGCAAGGAAUGAAAAAAUURUAUGAGGUGUUAAUUAGGUAAAAGUAGCUAACUUGUGGGAACUAUUUUUCUUUUAAUACACAGGGGGCAAGGAGAAGAAACUUCCCUUUCCCACCCCAGAUUUUUUAUUUAAGUCUUCAUAUGGUGAAGUCAGUAUCUACAGACACUAAGAGGGGAUAAGAGUAGCUACUUCAGUUUCCUUUGUUCCCUGCAAAAACAUUAAAUGAUGCUAGAAUGCAUUCUUUUUUGUGCUAAUUACUGUAAUAAGGCUUUCUAGGACAUAAAUCAAUAACUUGAGUCAUUUAAGGUAUUUAUAAUGGGAUUAUCCGAUUUCAURAAACUGCAGCUGAGAGAAAUAGAGUACGGUUCCUGUUGGGUGAGGAAAGCUCCACAUGGGACAAAGCUAGGGCUAAUCUGGCUCACCUCCAUCCUGUCUCAGCAGGGAAGAUGCUAUGGAGGGUAACAAGAUCACUGUCCUCAGUGCAAGAGCCAACCUUUUACACAUAAGGAUGUAGAGAACUGUGACAUAAAGCAGUUGAGUCACCCAGAGAAGGAUGGAUUAAUGAAAAAUAGCAAGAAUGAUUCACUGCAAUUCCAAGAUUUAGAAAGCAGUAACAUUAUGAAAGCAAAUCAUAGUGAUCCAAAGAAAAUUGCCUUUUUAAGAGAAUUUCAUAAAAGGGCAACAGUUCUCCCCUUAGCUACAGCAGGAGUAACRGAAUGUCUUUUACAAGCCAGAGCAGAGGUGUCUGCACAGCCCUGGGGCCAGGAUGAGCCAUGGGUGGCUGCUGAGGAACAAAAGCAAGAACAGGAUAUAUAUCUAGAGAUAACUGCACUGGAAUACAGUGGCUUUGUGCAGUUUGCAGCUCACUAACUUUGCAAAGGAUGAAGAUCUUCUGUAAGUUAUUAAGACUUUUGAGCCAAAACACCAGACACAGUAGUUUGUAUUACUGAAAUGGGAAAUACCUAAUUUUUUUAUUUGGGUGUUCCAGCUGGGAGUUUAUUUACCGAAAGGCAAAUUAAAUUGCUCCUGAUAUUCAUGGUUACAUAGAGGCCUAGCCUAUUCCCUCCUCUUACCUUGUUGCUGUUCUGUUACAGCUCAGACUGUAGAUAGCAUUUGGCAUUAAAAUUAUUCCCUGAAAUACUGUUCACAUCUUUAAAUUUUCYUAUUUCAACUGUGAAAUUGCUUCAUCACAAGUAUUUCCCCAUGGGAAUGUGUUGGCAGGACAAUUAAGAGAAAAGCCAAACCAGUAAAUGUUCYUUUCAGUUUCAAAUUUCAGGACAACAGGCGGUCUUCAAGCAAAUUAUUUUCAGUUUAGACAAAAAGUCAUUAAUGGAACAACACAACUUGAGCAGUUUUAUUGUAGUUCAUGCUGAGCAAGUAAGAUAGAACUGUUUAAUCACCAGUCAACUGCUUCUGUGUUUUAAAAGGAUAGAAGAAUUUUUUGAUGGGGUUUAGUACUGGAAGCACAAAAAGCUCAAGGGAAGAACGCCCUUGGUGGUGCUUCCAUAAGGCAACAGGAAAGUAGCUGUUUCUAACAYAGUGAUUUUUCUCUAGUAGCAUAAGCCAGGAAUUCUGUUUCUGCUCAUCUCCCUCCUUAUACCCUGCAAUUACUUUCUAGUCUCAUGAGAACUUCCUGUUACACAUUCUGAUGUUAGACUAUAGAUCUUUGUUAGAGACUAUGAAAUGAUUCAGACAACACCAAGCUAAAGCAUCAAUCUUUAUUUAUAAAGCAAAUUACAAAAUAGAUAAGGUAAACUUAAUUUUAGCAUCUGAAGUUGUCUUUCAUUGAAUACAUAGACACAGUAAAUCAAAAUUUUUUUUAUCAAUGUGUUUAUCUUAGCAACAGAGCAAUUAUUACCUUGAUUAAUUUAACUUUUGAUAGGAGUGUUUUAAAAGAUGAAAAUCUCCCUACCUUGCAACAUAAACAUUUAUUAAAUAAUUACCUGUCCUAUUAAUUAACUGUUUAAUAGCUUGUGAGUUAACUACAAGCAGCUGCAUUGCUUUUGGGCUUUACAAAGGCCAACAACAAUUUGAUUGGACACUUUCAAUUAUUUAAUGACCAGAGACAGUUAAAGGAGCAACUCUGAUUAAUGCCCACAUUUUGUGCUGGCUCUGAACAUUCAUGAACAGAAGUAGAGGCAACUAUGUAGAUGUAAAUGUGAUAGGUCUUACAAAAAGAACUGAUACUUCUUAUUGCUAUCAGGAGAAUAGCUGUAAGAUGCCUGAAGAGCCAGCCAGCAGUGCAAGACUUCAUACAAUUCUCAUUUUGGGAAAGGUGAGG